AUGGGUAACACCGACUCCAGGAUUAUCAGUAGCAGUGGCAGCAGUGGAAGCGGAGGACCUGUUAGACCAACUCCGGAUGAUUAUGACAAGAGAAGACUUACCAAUUUGUACAAUACUCCUGUGGAGAGUGCGCAAGUCUUUAAGAGAAAGUUGCUCACCGGAGGCUCUUUACCUUUCGUUUAUCAUGAAGGUAUCCGCAUCACCAUUAAUUCCGGGGCGGAGUAUCUAAUCCAUAGCACUGAUGCAAGUGGAGCUCAGGUCGUUACUGAGGCAAGACACAUGUCUAAUAAUUGGGACCCUGUCGGGGAGGUUCUUGUUCCAAGGGGCAAUCAAACUGUUGGUGACCUCAUGAAAACUGCUAGACGAGAUGGAGGAUACAUUCUUCCUAUCAAGUUCAUUGCAAGCAUGGACGAAAACGAGGGUCAAGAUCAGGCAACCACAACGCCUGAGGCAAUAGAAACGACCACCUCCGUCGAGCCCGCAGACGCCGGUCUCGAUGUACCUUCACCUGAAAAAGAAGAGGUCACCGCUCAAGAAGAAGCAAUUGAACAGAUAGCUGCCCAACAAUCCCCCGCAACUGAGCACAGCGCUGACACCCCUACAACAGCUGUUGACGAACAGUCAAGUGAUGAUACUGAUCAGAAUGUAAUCGAGCAAUCAGAGGCCAUUACUACUUCGACCGUAACAGAGAUCCAAACUGUAAUAACGUCUGCCGCAGAAUCCUUUACGAAUGCAGAAGAACCGGUGGUAAAUGAUAUUGCUGGGGCCAGCUCCGAACCUGCCACAGGGACUGAAAACUCAAUUGAACUCUUAUCUCAAGCCACAGAUCCAACUACAGCUCAAGCUCAAACAGCCUUAUCCCAAACUCAACCCGAUUUAGUACAACCACAAUCUUUGGCACCAAACCCUCAAACACCAGUUCUUCCUCAAGGUGGCGGCGAUCAAGCCCCAAUGCAUACAACGGUUACUAUGCCAGCACAGCAACCAACAGCAAUGUCCGAACAGCAAGUUCAAUCAGACGCCCAACAGCCGAUUGAUUAUAAAGCGGUUCCGCCCCCGCCUUCACUGACAUCAAAUUCUGACGAGGCACAGUUUAACGAUGCGAUGGCUAGGGUUAGAGCAAUAGCUGCCAAAUUACAGCAACAACAACAGACUACACCGUCGACAACGACUACUGUAGCAAGUGCUGCUGAGACUCCUUCUCCAAGCAAUAGCCAUAGUCAUGGUAGUAAUCAGGGGGUUAAGCGUCCUCAUGACGAUAGCUAUGUGUCCCAUAGUUCAAGAGAUAAACGAGAUGAUCAUCGCGAAGAUUAUAGGAGAGACUCACACAGCCGGCGUGAGAGAAAUCGAUAUGAUGAUUAUGGUCGCGAGUCUAAGAGAGCUACUUAUGAUAGCGGAUCAUCUCGUUCUGAUUAUGAAAGCGGAAGUAGGCACCGAUACGGUCUUGGAAGUGAGGAACGUCAUAGACAACAUGGAUCUCAUUAUGGUCCUGGAGACUCAUUACGUUCAGGGCACAUUCUCGAGGAAUUCUCCGUGCCUAACGUGGUUGUAGGAUUGGUCAUUGGACGAGGGGGGGAAAAUCUAAAAAGGAUAGAAAAGACUACAGGAGCGAGAGUUCAAUUUUCACAAGAUCAACCUCCUGACUGUAUUGAUAGACGUGUAUCUAUAUCUGGUCCGCCGGAAGAAGUUAGAAGUGCACGCUCAAUGAUUCGAUCUCUAGUAGACGAUGCUCUCGCCAGCCAAGCAAAUCGUCGUGGUGAUUAUGGGCCUAGUCGUGCUACUGUUACUAUUCAUAUUCCAAGCAGUAAAGUUGGAGUUGUAAUAGGCCGUGGUGGUGAAACAAUACGUGAUUUGCAAGAUAGAAGUGGAGCAAGAAUAAAUGUUACUCCAGAUAAUGCUGCUAAUCCUCAAUCUACAGAUCGUCCGGUGACUUUGAUCGGUGAUGAUGCUGCAAUACAGAGAGCGAAAGCGUUGAUUGAUGAAAUUAUUAAAGGAGGGGACGCUGCCCUGGAUAGGCCAAACCCUAAAGAAUAUACCAGCUCCAGUUAUGCCGGUAGUAUGUAUGGCGGUGAGAGUCACGGAAGCAGCUACAACGAGAGUCACUAUGGUUCGGGAAGUCAAUAUGGAGGAACUGGAGGAACCGGAGGAACUGGAGGAAAGUCUUCUCAGGAGAAGAUAACUAUUCAAGUGCCGAACGAUACGGUCGGAUUGAUAAUUGGGAAGGGUGGUGAGACAGUUAAGACGCUUCAACAGCAAUCAGGAGCUAAGAUUCAAAUAGAACCUGACCAUGGACCACCGACAGCAGAUAGAAAUGUACACAUAAUCGGGACAUCUGAGACUGUUGCUAUUGCGAAAUCUUUAAUUCUUGAAAAAGCUGCGUCUGGAAAUAGCGGGAGUGGGUAUCAACAGAGCGGAUAUCAACAAUCAGGAAGCUAUUCGCAGCAGAGCGGCAGCUAUCAGCAAACGAGUGGGUAUCAGCAGAAUAGCAAUUAUCCACAGACGAGUGGAUACCAACAACAAAGCAAUUAUCCACAGAGCAGCAACUAUCAGCAGGGUACUGGAUAUCAACAAACUAGUUAUACACAAAAUAGUUAUCCGAUGCAGACGUCGCAGCAGAAUACUUACGGACAAACCAAUACAAGUAGUGGUGAUUACAACCCAUCGGCAUCUAGUGGUUAUACAGCUACAACAUACGCGUCCUCUGGAGUGCAACCGUCAACUAAUUAUAGUCAAUAUAGUGGUUACGGUCAGACUCCAACUACUUAUGGUCAAUAUCAAACACAACCACAGUAUAGCUCAUAUCCACAACAAUCACAAUAUGGUCAACAACAACAACCAGCAGUUGGACAGACUGCUGCACAGCCAAUGGGACAACCUGCAACUACAGGGCAACCAGUUAGUCAGAUAAUAAGUCAGCCACUGACUCAGUCUCAAGCUCCGUUCGCUAAGACAGGUUAUUAUCCAACUCAACCAACACCCGCAGAUUCUAAUAAACCCCAAGGAACUGAAGUCAAACAAGAUACAUCGACAGUAUCCGCAGCGCCACAAUAUGGGUAUCAACAAUAUCAGUAUAAUUACGGCGCAACCCAGUCAGCAGCAUCUCAGUAUCCAAGCAUAGCUAACCAGCCAGUCUCUACGGCUCAAGGCACUUAUUCAACAUCGACCACAUCAUAUACACCGGCCGCGACAACCAUGCACGCAGCGUCCAACACACAGGGUACUGGGGAUCAAACAUCUCCACAACCGACGUAUUCAGUUGGUGUAUUAGCUGGAGGAGGUCUGCUGACAAACUCUGGCCUUCCUCAAAGAAAUAGUUAUAAUUUAAAAACCAAGACUGUCGGCGGAAAUCGCGAGCAUGUUGCAACAAAGCCAGAGAUAACGGCACCAUGA
Messenger RNA from Paraglomus brasilianum, 3390 nucleotides. The record is from the annotation of a GenBank genome assembly. NCBI's taxonomy places the organism in Eukaryota, Fungi, Glomeromycota, Glomeromycetes, Paraglomerales, Paraglomeraceae.